Molecule: messenger RNA, 4764 nt
Organism: Danio rerio (zebrafish)
Lineage: Eukaryota; Metazoa; Chordata; Actinopteri; Cypriniformes; Danionidae
Source: RefSeq, a predicted model, not a curated record
UGGAGGGGUUGCUGUUGAUGUGCAAAUGUGCAUCAUAUUGAGAGCUUGUGAAUAGGGAGGUGUGACGUAGAAAGAGAGCAGAACGCAGGUGCUUAUCUCGGGGCUGUCACAGACAUAGUGUGUCAUAUUCCUGGGGACUACCUUUCAAAAGCCACCGGCUCCAGCGCUAGAGCAUCCGCCGAGCAGGGAGCACAGAAUCCGCAGCUAACUUUCAGCAUCAGUCAAAGCAUGAAUGUCACACUCGCGUCUUAAAAGAGCUGAAGAAACGUGUGUGCAGUAAGCAGAGCGGCCCUCGGGACCUCACACAACAUCUCAUUCAUUACAGGCUAAACACAACAAGAUGGAGUCUGACAGUGAAGAGAAUCGCAUUCUGCCUGACUGCAUCGCUGAGGCACCCAGCUUGCAUUUGGGAGCGGGUAAAAAGCGGGCGGCCGCAGAAGGGGCUCGCGGGGCGCCAGUCAACAAGCGGAAAUCACUCCUGAUGAAGCCUCGCCACUACAGUCCCAGUCCCUGCCCCAGCGAGGGGGACGGCGAGGACCUGGCAACCGCACAGGACAAAGACGCACCCAGGAACACUGACACUCCAGCAGAUAAAGACCUUCUGGAAGACUCCAUCUAUCACAACACGAAGCCUCACCACUUGUUGUCCUGGUCGGAUCAAGCCAGCGAAGGUUCGCCAGAUCUAGACACUCACAUCUCCGAACACCAGAACCAGCGAGACGAGGAGAACAACCAGGACUUUGAAGCCAAAAACCAAGAGGACAUCAGAGCUGGCUUUCACCUGUCUCCAGAUAGAGAAGAAGACGAGGAAGAAUGGAGCGCUCCGGCAUCUCUAACACCAGUCAACGGGAUCAAUCACAGCCCCAGCCCGCCUGCAGACGACGCUCUAAUGAAAAGGCUCCGGAUGGGACAGCAACUCCAUGAAGACGCUUUCUCCAUGUUCAUGAACAGAAACAGCGGAGGAGCUUUGAUGGAGGAGUACGGAUCUGCUAGAGAGUUCAGCGACAGCGAGGAGGAGCUCAGGAUGGAGGAGCGGGGAGGCGUUUGGGGUCCCGGGCUGGUGGCCAGGCGUCUGGAGCUGGACCGAGCUCGGCUGAACCUCAGUCUUCUAGAGCAGGCCAUGGUGCUGCAGUCUGAGCACAGACAGGUUCUCCACAGUGCCUAUAAAGAUAUGGACCGCUUCUUCUUGGAGCAGAUGAAUCACGAACGAAGGCAGCAGAGGAUGAUGGAGAUGGAUGCUCGCAGCUUGUACCAUAGCAACAAAGACUCUCCCCGCACAGAGAAGAAAGACAUCAAAUGUCCGACCCCAGGCUGCGACGGGACGGGUCACGUGACAGGCCUCUAUCCUCAUCACCGGAGUCUGUCUGGAUGUCCUCACAAAGUCCGUGUGCCCCCAGAGAUUCUGGCCAUGCAUGAAAACGUCCUCAAAUGUCCGACGCCUGGAUGUACAGGAAGAGGUCAUGUUAAUAGUAACCGUAGCACGCAUAGAAGUCUCUCGGGUUGUCCGAUCGCAGCCGCUGAAAAGAUCUCCAAACCUCAGGAGGAUCCUGUAAAAUGCAGACCGACGGCAGAGAGAAUGACCAGACCUUUAGGAAACAUGAAGAAAUUUGACUUCACAUACAGAUUUGCACAUCCUAUGGCAGCGCUGCAGGCCAGCAUGGCCAAAGACAUAGACAAGUUCAAUAAAGGCCACUUCGACUACGCCAGUUUUGACGCCCAGGUCUUUGGCAAGCAGGCUCAGAUGGCAUCCGAGCAGAGUCACGAAUCUUCACACUUUGACUCACUCAUCGAGGUGGACGAGAACGGGACGCUGGAUUUAAGCAUGAAGAAGAAAAGAGAAAAGGCCGGAGAUUCUCCAGUUAUGCCGGCUUUAGGAGACGCUCUCUUCAGUCCAGCUGAGCCUUCACUGGCCAAAACAGCGGGUCUCCAGAUCUCACCAGCCAUUUACAGAGUCCUCUAUGAACAGGACGCCUGGGACACACCGCUCAACUACAGCAAAACACCUGCACAACACGACAAAGAGAUGGAUCAGUUGGAGAAGGCGUCUCUUGAAGAUAAAGUCUACAAUGGCGACAUGAACAUGGCAAAAAACAAGAUGCUCAUAAGAGAUGCCAAGAAAGAGCUGAUGAGUUGUCCAACACCAGGUUGUGAUGGCAGUGGUCAUGUGACAGGAAAUUAUGCGUCACACAGAAGUGUAUCCGGUUGCCCGUUGGCUGAUAAGACGCUGAAAUCACUAAUGGCUGCUAAUUCUCAAGAGCUAAAGUGCCCGACUCCUGGCUGUGACGGCUCGGGUCAUGUGACAGGAAACUAUGCAUCUCAUAGGAGUCUGUCAGGCUGCCCUCGUGCCAGGAAAGGAAGCUUGAAGCUCACGCCAAGCAAAGAGGACAAAGAAGAGCCAGAGAUAAAGUGCCCUGUGGCAGGCUGUGAUGGUCAAGGCCACGUGUCUGGAAAAUACACGUCCCACCGCAGCGCAGGAAGCUGCCCGAUCGCCACCAAACGUCAGAAGGAGAGCCCGCUGAACGGGUCGGCCUUCUGGAAGGUGUGCAAACAGGAGCUCCCUCACUGCCCUCUGCCUGGCUGCAACGGUCUGGGUCACGCUAACAACGUCUUUGUCACACACAGGAGUUUGUCAGGAUGUCCACUAAACGCCCAGAGCAUCAAGAAGAAACUCUCUGAUGAAGAAAUGAUGACCAUCAAGCUCAAAACCAGCAGCGGUGUUGAAAACAGUGAGGACAUGCAGCACUUGGAUCACGAAAUAAAAGAGCUGAACGAGUCCAAUCUGAAGAUCGAAGCAGACAUGAUGCAGCUCCAGACUCAGAUCUCCUCCAUGGAGUGCAACCUGAAGACGAUCGAGGAGGAGAAUAAAAUCAUCGAGCAGCACAAUGACAGUCUGUUGAAGGAGUUAGCCAGGCUCAGUCAGGCACUCAUCAACAGUCUGACAGACAUACAGCUACCGCAAAUGGGCCCGAUCAACGAGCAGAACUUUGAAGCGUACGUGAACACGCUGACGGAUAUGUACAACAGCUCGGAGCAGGAGUAUUCACCUGAAUGCAAAGCCUUACUGGACAGCAUCCGGCAGGCCAUCAAGGGCAUCCACGUAUAAGAGCUGCGGCGUCUGUGCAAGAAACAACACGAAUACUCCAUUCCAACAAAAACAAAAACGCAUUGCACUGAAAAAAAAAAAUACCAGCCACAAUUUUUACAGCUCAAUGUUCCUUUUAGUACCUCCUUUUGCACUUAUUUAUUUCCUAUGGGUUGCUUGACUUCUGUAUCGUUCUUUUGUGUGUUAUAUUAUCGCUACAUAUUAUUAUUACCUUUACUAUUUAUCUCACUUUAAUAUUAUUUAUUUAUUUAUUACUAUCACAAUUGGUUUAUUUAUUUAUUUAAUUCAUUUUUUUUUUUGCUGCAACUUCAAAAUGCAAGGCCAAUCUUACAUAUUGUGAUUUUAAUUUAUUUGCAUUCGUUGUACAAUAACUAGGAGUUUUGAAUGGUUCAGAAUAUAUCACCGGCAUUUGUGAGGAUUUUUUUAAAUUAUUAUUAUUAUUAAUAACUGAUGUCAAAUGUAAGAAUAGUCCACUUGUGCCACCUGUCGGUGAGCAGUUGUUAUUGCAACACUCUUAUUUUAUUUUUAAUCACUCGCCACUGAUUGUCAUGCAUAAAUCUAAAUAAGUGAGCUAAAAGAAAAUAUUUUAUGUGAUUAGCUCGUUGAAAGACUGUAUAGUGAGCAAAAAUCAAGCACACACACACAAACAAACACACACAUAUUUGCGUUUCUGUUCAUAUGAACUGCCUUUGGUGUGCACCAUGUGUGCAUAUAUGUGCCUAAAUGUAAAUGAGUACAUGGAAUAUGAAUAUGUUUUGUGGUAGAGCAGUAUUACGUGAAUGGUGAUUCAUUUUACUCUGCAGUAUAUUUAUUUUCCGAAUGAAAAGCCUCCGAACUCUGUUUACCGACUGUUUGUACGCCAUUUUAAGUACUACCGUAUGUAAGGAUAUUCUUGUAACACGUGUUUUACGAUCAGGCACAAUGAGGUUUUUAUUAUUUUCUGAACUCCUUGGCUUCUUUCGUGAGACAAACAGUGGAUGAUAUUUUCUUAAAGUACUUCAUCAAUGGACAAAUUUGCAGCGAAACAACCGCGUUAAAUCUGUCCCACUUGAUUUUUGCGUUGUUUACCUGCAGGAGCAAGGUCAUUUCCGCUGAUCUGAGUGCUGGUAUAGAAGGCACGGCACUUUUAAAAGCUUUCUCUAACACGAAACCUACCCUUUUGCACUUUUUAUUCUGUUAUUUAGUGUUUCUUUUGAUCUCUCAGCAUUUUACAGGUCAUUCCGAGGGAAUAAAACGCGAUAUUAUCCGACCAAAUGAGCAGAAUGAAUUGUAUUCUCAAUAAAACCGAAUCGAUUUCUGUUGUGUUAAAUUAUUCCUAAAUUACUGUAUGAUUAAUUGUGUUUUAAAUUAUUUGUAACUCCUAAUUUCUAAUUUAUAAACCACAGAUUGUUUGCUCAGGAAGUUUUGUGAGGAAUAUUUAUUUAUUUUUUCUUUUUGUAUUUGAUGUUUUGUAAUGUGAUAUGAAUUUUUUUGUGUAAAAGAAAAAAAUCAUAGUAUAAUACACGGUACUGUAAAUGAUUUAGUUUGUUUUUUGUUUUUAAAACUGUUCAUUUCUCUUCAGUUGGAGUAGUUUGUAUAUCAGGAUUUCCUUACAGAUUUCAUAAGCAGUACUGCGCUGUGUUGUACAGUUUGUGUAUGGUAGAAAUAAACUAUUGAAAUGA